This is a messenger RNA of Fukomys damarensis (Damara mole-rat), 2247 nucleotides long. It is a transcript of the gene Fam131a, whose product is annotated as family with sequence similarity 131 member A. The coding region runs from base 306 to 1151 and encodes 281 amino acids. NCBI's taxonomy places the organism in Eukaryota, Metazoa, Chordata, Mammalia, Rodentia, Bathyergidae. The record is from RefSeq and is a predicted model, not a curated record. The transcript is spliced from 5 exons.
GGUCUGCUCUGCUCCGCGCUGUGCCAGCGGGCGGGCUAGCUUGCGGCUUCGGUGCUGACGUCAGCGCAUCCCGGGCCGUAUCCCGGGAGACCCUGUUGCAUGGUGAUGGGUUGCCAGGGAGACAUACACCUUUUCUCUGGGCCUGGGCCGCAGCUGCGCGGAGAGCCAGCACGGAUGGCGGCGGUGGCUGGGGGGAGCAGGAGCAGGGAGGGACAGCAAGACAGGAAACACCCCGAAGGUGCUCCUCCCCGCAGGCCUGGCCAGAGGGCUCUGUCAGCCAGGUGAAUGUUGGAGACACAGUCGCGAUGCUGCCCAAGUCCCGGAGAGCCCUAACCAUCCAGGAGAUUGCCGCGCUGGCCAGAUCUUCCUUGCAUGGUAUUUCCCAGGUGGUAAAGGACCACGUGACCAAGCCCACGGCCAUGGCCCAGGGCCGCGUGGCUCACCUCAUUGAGUGGAAGGGCUGGAGCAAGCCCAGUGACUCACCUGCUGCCCUGGAAUCAGCCUUUUCCUCCUAUUCGGACCUCAGUGAGGGUGAACAAGAGGCUCGCUUUGCAGCAGGAGUGGCCGAACAGUUUGCUAUUGCAGAAGCCAAGCUCCGAGCAUGGUCUUCAGUGGAUGGCGAUGACUCCACUGAUGACUCCUAUGACGAGGACUUUGCUGGGGGCGCUGACCCAGACUUGGCUGGGCAGCUGCCGUUGGGGCCCCACCUCCAGGACCUCUUCACCAGCCGCCGAUUCUCCCGGCCCGUGCGCCAGGGCUCCGUGGAGCCUGAGAGCGACUGCUCACAGACCGUGUCCCCGGACACCCUGUGCUCUAGUCUGUGCAGCCUGGAGGACGGGUUGCUGGGCUCCCCUGCCCGCCUGACCUCCCAGCUGCUGGGCGACGAGCUGCUCCUCGCCAAACUGCCCCCCAGCCGGGAAUGUGCCUUCCGCAGCCUGGGUCCGCUGGAGGCCCAGGACUCACUCUACAACUCGCCCCUCACAGAGUCCUGCCUUUCCCCUGCUGAGGAGGAGCCGGACCCUUGCAAGGACUGCCAGCCGCUCUGCCCACUGCCAGAGGGCAGCUGGGAGAGGCAGCGGCAAGCCUCUGACGUGGCCUCUUCUGGGGUGGUGUCUUUAGAUGAGGACGAGGUGGAGCCGGAGGAACAGUGACCUGCGUCCUGCCUGCCGGAGGCACGCGUCCCCUGGCUGCUGCUGGGGGUGAAGCCGCCUGCCCAGGUGUGGGCUCAAGGCUCACAGCAAGCUCCACAGCUCGAGGGCUCCUGGGAGCACUCACUUCUCCGUUGUGUGUUUUGCAUGAAAGUGUUUGGAGAGGGGGCAGAGGCUGGGCUGGGGGCGCAUGUCCUGCCCCCACUCCUGGGGCUUGCCGGGGGUUGCCCGGGGCCUCCGGAGCAUGGCUGCAGCUGUGGCAGACAGUGAUGUUCAUGUUCUUCAGUCCAAAACCUGCCACAUCUCCUCCUCAGAGGACGAGAGCCCCGAGGGGGUCCUCGUGACUGGGCCGUGGGGGUGAAGAGGGCGGGAGCCUGGCCGCCUCUUCCCCUCCCAACACCUCUGCUUCUCUCCUCACCUGAGUCCAUGUGCAGUGCUUGAUAGAAAACCUGCCCCUGGGGGGCUGGCUCCUGCCUGCCCGGAGCCCACCGAUCGAGCCGUCCUCCCAGGGCCCCUGCCCAGCUGGGCUCGUGCUGUGCUGCUCCUCUCCAUCGUCUCUAAAUCUUCUUCUUUUUUCCUGAAGACAUAGGGUUUCUGGUCUGUUCUUUCAGUCGGAUCUUCUCUAGGAGGAACUGGAAUGAGGAAUGUUUCCGGGGGCCUCUGGGGAUGUGUGGGCCCCGCAGAGUUCUUCAGGGUGGGGCCGCGGCGCUGGAGGGCAGGCGGGCAGCCACCAGCUUCUCCGCAGCUGCGGCUUUGAUGUUCUACAGGGGGCCACCGCUGGGUGGUGGGAAGUUGUCAGCCACGCCUGUGCCAGGCCAGAAUUGUGCCAACGAGUGGUCCUGAGGGAGUGCCUCUCCGCUCCCGGGAGGAAGCGCCUUUCUUGGCUGUGGCUACGGCAGUGUUAAUGACUGAGCGGUGGAGGUUUCUAGCACCUUCUGCACUGGGAGGACGUGGGACUCUAGAUUCGUGUGGCUGUGGGAAGGGUAGGCGGCUGCAGAAUUAGGAGCCUUAUAGGCUGUGGAAGGUAAGAGGACCCAAGGUAAGAAUAAGAGCCAGCGGGUACAAGCAUUCUAUAGAUAAGUGGCUCAUUAGGUGUUUA